AUGGCGCAUGUGGCGCGGGAACUUCUCAAGAAGGAGCUGGUAAAUCUGAUGAAGGACCAGUACGAGGGCGGCAUCUUCACCGCCAUUCUCAAAUUCCCCGGCGACUUUCCGAACAAUCCGCCGGAGAUGAGGUUUGAAACAGAGAUGUGGCACCCCAACAUCUACCCAGAUGGCCGCGUGUGCAUCUCCAUCCUGCACCCACCAGGGACGGACAGAUUCAACGAUCAGGAGACCGCAGACGAGCGCUGGCGUCCAAUCCUCGGGGUCCACAGCAUCCUCAUCAGUGUCAUCUCGAUGCUGGUAGACCCGAACUUGAACUCACCCGCGAACAUCGACGCCGCGGUCCACAUGAAGAACGAUUAUGAGGGGUGGAAAAAGAAGGUAAGGCAGCUGACGCGGAAGAGCGUUGAAGGCUGA
Messenger RNA from Symbiodinium natans, 417 nucleotides. NCBI's taxonomy places the organism in Eukaryota, Dinophyceae, Suessiales, Symbiodiniaceae. The record is from the annotation of a GenBank genome assembly.